CCGUAGCCCAAAACUCUGUUUAGGUCCUUGUUGUCUGGAUUCGUUUUGUUUUCCGCUUCGCAAUGAAUAAAAAUAAGGCCAGCGGCGUUGCGUGGGUGAAGCCAGAGGAACCGUCGUUCCUGAAGAAGUUCAAAAGCGAUGUUGGAUACAAAGAAGGGCCGAAUGUUGACACCAAGGCUGAGGGUCUUUGUUUCAUAUUCCCAAUCUCAGCGCCAGGUGAUGCCCACGCUGGAUGACGACAGCGGGAGCGACCGAGACGACGAGCUACCUCAAGUCGUGGUGCUUAAAGGUGGAGACCUCACUGCAGACGAGGUGAAGAAGAUCAAGGAUGACAUGCAAGCUGGAGGGGGUGCAGCGAAAGACGACGAAGCCCCGCCCGACGGUAAAAUCCUCUUCAAGAAGCCCGCCAAGCGCUCCUCUUCGGACAAGUUCCAGGGCAUCACCGCCAGCUCCAGCAAGAAGAAGAAGAGCAACGAAGGAGAGAAGGAGAAGGAGAAGGAGGACGAGGAGGAGAAGAAGGAGGUGAAGUCUGGAAAGAAAGUGAAAAAUAACAGCCUGCUUUCAUUCGGAGGGGAUGAGGACGAAGAGGACGACUAAGUGUUAAUGGUGAAAUAUAAGACUGUCAUGAACCCCCCAAGACAGAAAAAAAGGUGACACUGAAAUAUUAAAGGGAAACAUUUGACAAAUAAUAACGGGGUAAAAGUUAACAGACACCUUGCAGCCUGGCCUUUCUUUUUUAUUAAAGAACAGCGCCAGUAUUUUUGCAUGUCUCUUAGACCAAUGGAUACUCGAGACUGUUUCAUUCAUUUUAGUACCCUAUCAAUAGGCAUCGAAUUGUAGAGAAUCUAUUUGCUUCCAAGUCAUUGUUCCACUGAACAACAGGGAUGAUUUACUACUCUAUUUGGUCCACUGAAGGACACCCAGACACGCACAAACUGACUGUCUGCCUAAGAGGAGCUGUGAAGGUUGAGCGAGCUACUGCAAGAAAGAGAAAUGAACACACUAUUUCAAACAAAACCAGAUAGUACAGAGCAUCACCACAAUCAUACACAGGAGCUGCUGCGGAGCUAAAUCAUAGUUUUAUCUUUGAUUGAGUAACAUUCAGUGCCAUGAAAUUCUAAAGUGGCUUUUUCUUUCAUUUUUAAUGUGGUCCUGAUUUAGUUUUUGUAUCUGCUUCCCUGAUUCUUUAAGCUCCUAAAAAAUCUCCUCUGAAACUCUUUAGUCCUUGUUACUGUUAUCAGUUGAAAACAUGCAGGUGAGAUAGCAGCUCCUUGUUUAAAGCCGGCAGCUACAGUGAUGAACGUCACCAGGGAGAGAUGCCAUCUGCUGAAGCUAAUUAAUGCUAAUUUACAUUCACCGAAACUGUCGUUUGUAGUUGUUGUAAAAAAAAAAAAAAAAAAAAAAAAGAUCCAGAAAGGAGACUCUCCUCGUUUAAUGUGCAAACCAAACCACAUUUUAGGAGCCAGUUUAUUUUCAUUGAGCUCAUAAAGAGUCGUUGGCAGUUUAAGCUGAUGUUAAAGCACCUAGAUCGUUUCUGUAGGAAAAGAACCGCCGCCAACACUGUGGUGAGUCUUUUCUAUUUUUUUUUUUUAGCUAAGUUCUCAGCAUUCAUUUCUCUUUCAUGGAGUCGGCGAUAAUUAGCUACCGCUGAAAUUAUUCGUGUUAUCUUUUGAUUUGGUGCACGUUUAAUUAUUCUAAUCAAAAUCCCGACUGAAGCAGUAAAUUAAUAUCUCUUUAAAAGCAGCAGUUAAUUGAGCAGCGUUAACAUGGCGUCAUUCAAAUCUGUUUUACUACCAGUGUGGGAUUAUUCUACAAUAUUUACUCAUCACAGUGAAAUGGUCCGUCCUUAGUCAAUCUACUGCAUUAAUUCCUCUCUCAACCAGUAGAAAAUGUUAUGAACAUGUGAUUAUGAAUGAAAAAAAAUACCGGUCAAACCGCCCAGCACUAAUUGGCAGCUAAUACAGUAAAGAUCCAGGUUGGUUGAUCACUGAGGAACAGACUGAUCGGUGGACGUCACCUCAUUUUACACCGGCUGUCAUCUAUAUUUCAUCUGGGUUAGUUCAGAAACUCACACAGUAACUACCUUUUCAGUGGUCGUCGUGUGCGCCGCCCUCUUCCUCUCUGUUCCUGAUGUGUAGACUCCAGAGUUGUUUUGAAAGUGAAACUGCCGACAUCCCCCCCUGUUGCUUCGUGUUUGAUUCUCCAGCCCCGUUCAUCCGCGUCUGUGAUCAAGUGUAACCGUGUCUGUUGACGGUGUGUUCAUUGUAGAAUUUUUAAUACAUUCGGCCGUGCGCGCCCAAAUGUAUGAAUAUAUUCUAGCUUCGACAAAGGAGCUGUAACAGUUCAUCUAGAAACUAUGCAUUCUUGUCAAUGCGGUUUUAUGAUUUUUCUUUUAAAUGUGGAUUUUGUUUUUAUUGUAUUAUUGCUGUGACAUUUGGUAUAUAAACCAUUAAAACGACUGUAUCGUA
Molecule: messenger RNA, 2468 nt
Organism: Mugil cephalus (flathead mullet)
Lineage: Eukaryota; Metazoa; Chordata; Actinopteri; Mugiliformes; Mugilidae
Product: KIAA1143 ortholog
Exons: 3
Coding region: 139-597 (152 amino acids)
Source: RefSeq, a predicted model, not a curated record